Molecule: messenger RNA, 2940 nt
Organism: Oncorhynchus nerka (sockeye salmon)
Lineage: Eukaryota; Metazoa; Chordata; Actinopteri; Salmoniformes; Salmonidae
Product: syntaxin-binding protein 6-like
Exons: 8
Coding region: 259-1002 (247 amino acids)
Biological process (GO): Golgi to plasma membrane transport; exocytosis
Cellular component (GO): plasma membrane; exocyst
Molecular function (GO): phosphatidylinositol-4,5-bisphosphate binding
Source: RefSeq, a predicted model, not a curated record
CCUACUCCACGUGACUGGCGGUUUGGAAAAGUUGCUGUGAGGACCUGCUACUGCUCUUCCAUCGAAACAGCAGCUGUGGCGCGCUAGUAGUCUAGCACUGCGAACGACUUUGAAAGUGAAAGUUCAUGGACUCACGGUGAUAUCCUUUGAGGCUUUGACGCUUGAACCACACGUGAAACAGUCGCCUAACAAGAAAGGAGAGCUGACGAACUCCUCCAUCUACCCUCUCUCUCUCUGCGACUCUCCCCCUCCCCCAAGAUGAGUGCCAAGUCAGCCAUCAACAAGGCGGUGUUCACGCCCCACGAUGAGAAGAUGCUUGCAGCCGUGCAGGUGAAGAGGAGGACCAAGAAGAAGAUCCCCUUCCUGGCUACUGGAGGACAGGGAGACUACAUGACCUUCAUCUGCCUCUCAGUGACUAAUAAGAAGCCUUCCCAUGUGUCCAUCACCAAGGUGAAGCAGUUCCCAGGUUCAUCGUCCUUCGCCAAGAGGUCAAUGUGGACCAUCGACCAGCUGAGACAGGUCAACGGCUGUGACCCCAACAAAGACUGUCCAGAGUUUGACUUGGCAUUUGACAAUGCCUUUGACCAGUGGGUGGCUGGCUCGGCCGGCGAAAAGUGCACCUUUAUCCAGAUCCUCCACCACACCUGCCAGCGCUACAGCUCUCAGAGCAAGCCAGAAUUUGUCAACUGUCAGUCCAAACUGCUGGGAGACGAUGAAACUGUAGAUUCAGUCGUUUUCCGUUGCAAGGUCUUUUUGAGCAGAAUGAGGAAAGAAGUUGUUUUAAACAGUCGACGCCAAGGUCGCCGGCUACUCUUAGAAGGUAACAGUAUACUCCACUCUGCAGCAGACAGUGUGACCAGUGCUGUACAGAAGGCCAGCCAGGCUCUGAACGAGCGAGGGGAGCGGUUAAGCCGGGCGGAGGAGAAAACAGGGGAGAUGAAGAACAGUGCUGAGCAGUUCUCAGUCACCGCACACAAGCUGGCCAUGAAGCACAAGUGUUAAACCAUUGCUAAGCCUUCGGGAGUAGGGGUCCGCCAAGAGCGCCAGACGCCAUUAAGGACGGAUUUCUGAUUUUAUUAUUCUUACAACUUUUAACAUGCUUACUCUUGUUAACAACGGUAACAUUUACAUUUUGUGUUGUUGUGUAGCUACCUUGUUUCUAAUGAAGAAUAUAUGAUGACGUUGAGGGGGGAGAGCUCAGACAGUUAAGAGCAAAAGUUUCACAGCUAACUCCUCUUUCACUGCCCAAAGUACUCCAUGACUUUAUGUAGGCAAACCAUGGAAAUGGUCACUGCCAUCCCCAACCUAGACAAACACACACACACACACACAUUCCAGAUUCCCCCCCCGACACACACAAAAAAAAAGGAGCAACUCUUCAACUCCGCUGUCUCUCUCAAAGAAGUAACUUUAUAUAUAUACAGUGUUGGAAAAGGAGAAUUUAACAAGACAGAAGAGAUUGGAUGACGUGACACAUGCGUAUCACAUGAUGGCUAUUUCCUGUACUUGGAGACAACAAUGUACAUCCCUGUAUGUGAACAUUAACUUGUUAAAAAAUGUUAGAUCUCUUUUGCCAUUUGACUAUUUGACAUCACACUGUUGUAAAGGCUCAUUGGUGCAUUCAUUCAUUGCAGACAUAAUACUAGCCAAAUGUGUGACGGACAUGCUGCUUCAAAAACCUCCUGCUGGAAGACUAUAUUUCAACUAAAGAUGGUAUGAAAUGUGCUGUUUUCCAACUAAAAAGUCUGAGUGACCAAGUGUUCAGGUGCAUGAUCUCUGUCAAAAGGUUGAAUGAAACCUACAGAGUAAAGACGAGCAUUUAGGCUUUACUUUUGGUAACAUUUCCGAAGGGUUAUUGAAGCACUUGGUUGUAAGAACAAGAUCAGACUGUUUAUUGUAAGGUGAAAGACUAGAGUGCCAUUUGUAAAAUAGCUUCAACUGUUGUUAACAAGCUUAUAAACCUGUAAAUUCAUUCUACCACAAUCUCUGAAAAUAAUAUUUCCAUUCUAACUUGGUCACAUCUUGUAAUUCUUGUUUAAUUGGGGUUUAUGAAAUGUUUUCUGUAAAACAGCUGACUGACACGUCUUCACUAGCGGCAUUGUACAGUAUUGGUGUCCAUUCACUGACUGUAACCGUGGCUUCAUCACAAACAAGUAACCACCCACAGUGUGGGUAUGUUUAUUACUUUUAGAUUCUAUAUGUCUUGCUGUUACAGUGCACGGACAACCUUACCUUGCAGAGCACUGUUAAGUUCUUCAUGAAAUUCUCGUUGCCUCAACUUCUAGUCUGCUUUAGUCCUAACAUUUUGGAUAUUCAUUGUUUUUAAUAAAAAAUAUUGAAACUAUGUAUUAUGGUUCUGAAAGUUUUGGGGGUUUUUGCUAGUGCAAGCCUCUUAGUUGGUCUCAGUGAAUACGUUAUUAUCCUUCACUUUUCAUAGGACCAGAUGAGGUCCCUAAACAAAGUGCAAUGGUUCUAUAUUGGUGCCUUUUUAAAGAGUCUUUCAUUAGUUCUUCAACAGCAUGUGGUUUAACUUGAGCAGUCUGAUUGUGUUAUGACAACACUCGUGGUAACCCAGGCGAACAGUGCCUUGCUAUAUUGAUAACCAAAGGGAGAAAGUAAAGUAUGUUUUGUACCAGGUUUGAAAGAGGGUGUUGCUUAAGAUGUAUGGUGCUUGUUGGAAGUGAAUUGUAUGAGGAAUACAGAAGAAGAAAAUGCUGAAUAGGUGGUUAUUACAGAAUGAAUAGGUGGUUAUUACAGAAUGAAUAGGUGGUUAUUACAGAAGGUCUCAAUACUAGUCAAAUCUAAUACAGACACCAUUAUUUUCAAUUAAACAUAACAGACCAAAACGUUUUAGUUUGAAUGUAACAUAUUGAGGUAUUUCAAAACAUCCGUCUCGUUGUCUAUAUCAGAUUGCAUCUAAAUAAAUAGAAAUUGUCUCAA